This is a messenger RNA of Hypomesus transpacificus, 1843 nucleotides long. It is a transcript of the gene ccdc82, whose product is annotated as coiled-coil domain containing 82. Gene Ontology annotation, cellular component: nucleus. The record is from RefSeq and is a predicted model, not a curated record. The transcript is spliced from 7 exons. Lineage: Eukaryota; Metazoa; Chordata; Actinopteri; Osmeriformes; Osmeridae. The coding region runs from base 259 to 1725 and encodes 488 amino acids.
GUCCUACUUUUGCUGUUGAAGAGGAAAUGGGCGUAAGUGGAGCUUCCUUAUGACAACAAUAACAAAACAAACGUGUAACGAAUUCAUGUCUUCUAAAAGGAUCCAAAAGAGCUAAAUUUUAAACAUUUUAACAUUGAAAUCAACGCGCAAUCAAAUCCACACGGAUUAUUGUAGCUAGUGAAGAACACGUUGAAUGCAUCUUGGAUAGCUACGAGCUCUCGUUAGCAUAGUAACAAGCUAGCUGGCUUAGAUCUAAACAUGGAGAGCUUAUAUAAGCGUAGAGUUUACGAGUCUAUGAGAAAAAAGAAAGCUGCUGCUUCAAAAAGGAAACCACAGAUCGGCUUGUCAGCUCGCCUGCUGGAUGAUAGUGACGAAGAGUCUUGCGCGAGCACGACCAGCAUCAGCUCAGAGAGCGAAUAUCAGAACGAGGACAGUAGUGGAACCGAGAGAACACCAGACAGCGACGAAGACCAAAGUUCUUCUGGUGGCGAUGCUAGCAAGUCCACGGGAAAGCGCACCGUAUCCCAGUCUAGUCGCAAGCGUUCAACUCUUCCUGAGAGUUCCUCUGAUUCAGACAGCGACGUUGGAUCCAAGCCCGCGAGAAAAGUACUUCCCAGAAAACGCAUCAAAAUACAAAGCCCCGCGUCCGACUCUGAUGUUGAUGAUACUGCGCAAAAGGAGAAGUUAGCAGCUGAGGCUAAGGAAACUGCUGCAAAACGAAAGAAACGGCAGAAUAAACUUCUUGCAUUAUCCAAGAAGAUGAAGUCCCGCAUCAUAAAUCGCAGACGCAGACGGAAGGAUUCCGGUGAUGAAGAGGACUCCAGUAAGGAUGCAGAAGAUGGUAGUGAGAAAGAAGAAGACGACGAUAAGGAUGGAAAUGAUGAUGAUAAUGACGGUGAUAAUGACGGUAACGAUAAUGAUCGCACUGCCGAUCGCUUGAGAGGCAGCAGCGAGGACGACGAGGUGAAGGACAGUGACAGUCUGAAGGACUUCAUCGUUGAAGAUGAAGCGAAGAAGGGAGACAAUGACGAAGAAAACCUGGAGCCAGACAAGCAGGCGGUCUCUCUCCCACGCCAGUUCGUCACUGGAUCACAGCUCACACACUUCCAAGUGGUAGUCAAAGCUCUUCUUAUCAAUGUCUUGGAUGAGACCUUUCUCAAGUCUCUGUACAGCGGUGAGAGGACAAAGCGCUACGCUCAGGAGAUGAAGUCCUCACUCUUUCAUUUUGACGAGCGAACGGUACUCCCACGUCUGGAGAACCUGAAGCAACGCAGUCGCUGGAGCGACCGCUACAAGGAGAGAGUGGAGUGUUAUCCAAAGGUUCGGCUGGUGACCAUAACAAUUCUGGAGAACAAAUGCGAGGCUUGUCAGCUCCAAAGACAGUGCAGCUUCAAUGUCAAACUCUCUGGACAACUUUAUGACAACAACACACUCCAAGAGGACCACUUCAUGCCUAAUGACACUCAGACGUACAGCGUGGGAUCCGUCUGUGCCAGCCGAACAGAGGUCUAUCACACCCUGAAGCAUUUCAAGUACCACUUGUUCCAGCACUGCCGGACUGUUCUGGAAGAGGAGAAGAGCGGGGAGAAGGAGGAAGCAGUGAAGGACACCGUGAACAGGGUGUUCAUCAAACUUCAGGAUGGGGGCUGGAUUUCAGAGCAAUUUGAGAAAUUCCAGGAUCACAUCAACGACGCUGAUUUAUUCCAGGAAGAGAAGCUAGACUGAAGGAAGAGUUGAGGUCAAUGGGGAUUCAAGGAUUCAUCUGCAACAUACAGUAUACACUUAUCUAACAUCUGCUGUACAUUUUGCACACUGCUUGGAAAACAUACGUGUAGUAUUAAAA